AUGGCAUCGAACGAGCAAACGUCUACGCCCUCCGGCUCGUCUUCAGCACCUUCCGCAAACGCUGUUCGAGUCUUCCUCCCACCCACCGCAUCCUCCUCAUCCUCAUCAACGAUUCAACCCCCGCUUCCGGCAGAAGACGACCUCAAGCCCACCCCUGAAGAGCUCAAGGCGGCGUUCCGCUCGACCAUCGCCCAGCGUCACGGUCCGGAUGCGCCACUGCUCACCCGAGCUCUGCGCGAGCGCGAAGAAGCCCGCCUCGGCCUUCACUCCUCUCGCAAUCGCACCUUUACCACCGUCCGCAUCCGCGUUCGCUUCUCCGACCGAACCAUGAUCGAAUCGACCUUCAACGAGGCGGAUACCAUCGAGGCGGUGUACGCCUUCCUCCAUGCGUCUCUCGACGAGGGUGUCCGGGGGAGAGGGGUGGUACUCUACACGGCCCCGCCGCGGGUCGAAUAUCGGAGAGAGGAUAAGAAGGUCAAGGGCAAGACGUUGAGAGAGUUGGGGCUGAUUCCAAGCGCAGUGGUCAAUGUCAAGUGGGAAGAGGUGAGGAUGAACUCGAAUGGCUUCCCGGCACCGUUGAAGCAGGAGCUGAGGGGUAAGGCGGAACCUGUGCCACCACCGCCCAGCUUCGAUCAGCCACCACCGACGGCAAACGCAGCAGCACAGAGUUCAAGUUCGACUACGGCAAAGGACGCAAAACCCAUGCCCAAGUGGCUUAAGAACAUUAGAAGUAACCUCGACGACAGAAACGAGCCGAACAAGCGACAGCGUCUCACGCCGCCCUCAGAGCGCGCGGCGCACGGAAUGGAACAAGUCGCCGUCCAGACGGACGGGCAGACGGACAUGCAACUCGAUUGA
Molecule: messenger RNA, 858 nt
Organism: Kalmanozyma brasiliensis GHG001
Lineage: Eukaryota; Fungi; Basidiomycota; Ustilaginomycetes; Ustilaginales
Exons: 2
Coding region: 1-858 (285 amino acids)
Molecular function (GO): protein binding
Source: RefSeq, a predicted model, not a curated record